CCCAGAUAGUCCCGCCUGGCAGGAAUCAAGCCCUUCCCCCCUACACACACACACAGCCGCAGCAGAUAAAGGCACCCAGCUCAGCCCCGCUCCUAGCUAUCCCUGAGCGGCCUUCUCACGAUGUCCCGCCACUGCACGAUCCUCGCCUGGACCCUCCUUGUCCUCCUCGGAGCGGCUCAGAAAGCCGGAGGCCAGAGCAGCUGCGGCUCCAUCGUGCCUCGAAGCGACUGGAAUGCCCUGGCUUCCGAGUGCACCGAGCGCCUGAGCCUGCCCGUCCGCUACGUCGUGAUAUCGCACACGGCGGGCAGCACCUGCAGCUCCCCAGACUCCUGCGAGCAGCAGGCCCGGAACGUGCAGUACUACCACAUGCGCACGCAGGGCUGGUGCGACGUGGGCUACAACUUCCUGAUUGGAGAAGAUGGGCAUGUCUAUGAGGGCCGGGGCUGGAACACCAAGGGCGCCCACUCAGGUGGCAACUGGAACUCCAGAUCCAUUGGCAUCUCCUUCAUGGGCAACUACAUGGAGCGGGUACCCCCAAAACGGGCCCUCCGGGCAGCCCAGAAUCUGCUGGCCUGUGGUGUGGCUCGGGGAGCCCUGAAAUCCAACUACCAGCUCAAAGGACACCGGGAUGUGCAGCAGACGCUCUCUCCAGGCGACCAGCUCUACCAAAUCAUCCAGAGUUGGCCACACUACCGUCAGUGAGGCCCUGCUUACUGCCCACCCCCGUCCCGCCCCCGGCCAGAAGCCCUGCUGCCGCUUCCUUCCCACGUCCUCCAAUAAAGAUGCCACUCCAGCUGU
Chinchilla lanigera (long-tailed chinchilla) is the source of this 798-nucleotide messenger RNA. RefSeq names its product peptidoglycan recognition protein 1 (gene Pglyrp1). The transcript has 3 exons. The coding region runs from base 121 to 702 and encodes 193 amino acids. Gene Ontology annotation, biological process: defense response to Gram-positive bacterium; innate immune response; detection of bacterium. Lineage: Eukaryota; Metazoa; Chordata; Mammalia; Rodentia; Chinchillidae. The record is from RefSeq and is a predicted model, not a curated record. Gene Ontology annotation, molecular function: N-acetylmuramoyl-L-alanine amidase activity; peptidoglycan binding; peptidoglycan immune receptor activity.